Messenger RNA from Sparassis crispa, 1536 nucleotides. RefSeq lists its product as hypothetical. NCBI's taxonomy places the organism in Eukaryota, Fungi, Basidiomycota, Agaricomycetes, Polyporales, Sparassidaceae. The record is from RefSeq and is a predicted model, not a curated record. The transcript has 4 exons. Bases 1 to 1536 code for a protein of 511 amino acids.
AUGAGCUUGGAUCAGAACCUAUUCACUCUACACAUCUCCCCAAAUGCAGAUGACCCGACGAUCGUCGAUCUGGCAGACCCAGCAGGGAAUUUGCACUAUCGCAAGCAGUUGGUGCCAGGGAACGUAUAUGUUAUCAAUGUUUAUGACCCUCUCUCUGAAUCUCUUCUGGCGACUGCCACCGCCCCGAGUGCCAUCAGCAAGCACAAGACAAUUCAGCUGCACAACCCCGAGACAAUAGUCGAGCUUAAGUCUACAGGCACUCUGUCUUUCAAAUGGAGCUUCAAGUGGGAGGAGCACGAAUUCGAAUGGCGGCGUGAGGAGUGCUUUAUCAUCCGCAAACCCGACCCUGCGGUGCUAGUCGCCGUGACGAAGGAGCCGGCGGGGCGGCUGCGCACGACGUCGAUUCAAAUGCUUGACUACAACCUGAACCGCUUCGACGUGCAGGACCGCAAGGGCCUCGAGAUCCUCAUUCUCACCGCGCUGCUCACCCUCCACGACACCAACGAGGCAUACCAUACUCCUAGUACUGAUGAGCCGGUGUCCACCACGCCCUUACUCCCGACCGCCAUCACGGGCCUCCUCGGUUUCGGCACUCGGCGCACACCGUCUGAGUCCCGCGGUGCGCCAGCGAACUUGAGUGACAGUGCCAGUGCCAGUUCAGAGGCGGUGCCCGCGCUCCCUCCGAAACCCGCACCGCGCACUGGCGUCGAACUCAUUGCGGAGAAGCAUAUGCUACGGAGCAUGCAAGGCGUGGGCGAGGCGAACGAAGUGGAGGUGGACAGCGAGGGCGCGGUGGAGGAGUACGCCGCGUACGCGGCGGGGCUGCUCAAGGACGAGGCGAUGCUCUUCAUCACCGUGCGCUCCGCCUCGGCCGCGCAGGUGCCCCGGGUCCUGCGAGUCGUCGAGGAGACGAAGCGCCUGCGGCACAAGUCGGGCAUCGCGGACGAGGAGGAGCUUCAUCAGUAUGUAGUGUACGAUACCGCGCCGGCCAAGGGCCUGCGGCGCAUCAACCUCGACGACCCGGCCCCAGCCACGAAAGGCAAGGCGUACGUCCCGCCGACGAGCCUCAUGGUGCACUUGAGCAAGAUCGAUAUGCCGGAGCUGAGGCCGCCUAUAGAGACGAAUAGAGAUCUGCGGCUCGAGGUGGAUGCGUCGUACAACGUCACCUAUACACCAGUCAGGGACAAAAGGAAGAUGACCGUGAAAGAGAAAGAGAAAUUGCCGGACAGGAAAAGGGAGAAGGAGCGAAGGAAGGCUAGCAAAGACCACGACAGAGGCACUGUACACCACCCCGAGCCUAAUAAGUCGAUGAGACCCACUGGAAGCCGUCUCUCUCCCCCGUUACAAAAUGCGUCUUUGCAUGCACCUCCGCCGUUUCCUCCGAGAGGUGCAUCUCCCGGUUAUGGGUGGAGUCCACCAGCACCUACGGGUUACCCCUCUGCUGCAUCGUACCCCCUCGGCUUUGCACCCCCACCUCCAAUUGCACCUCGUCCCCAACAUCCGUCAACUGGAAUCUUGGACUGGGCGCGACGUUAG